Setaria italica (foxtail millet) is the source of this 2060-nucleotide messenger RNA. RefSeq lists its product as uncharacterized. The record is from RefSeq and is a predicted model, not a curated record. Gene Ontology annotation, molecular function: DNA binding. The coding region runs from base 385 to 1698 and encodes 437 amino acids. The transcript has 6 exons. NCBI's taxonomy places the organism in Eukaryota, Viridiplantae, Streptophyta, Magnoliopsida, Poales, Poaceae.
CUUCCUCUCGCCAUUUGCAGCUCCUUCCUCCUCCAGGAAUCUCCGCCGAUUCCUCUCCGCCGCUCCUUCCUCCCCUCCCACCCGCCUCGCCCGUGCUGCUCUGCUCACGCAGCGCCCCCGUUCCUCGCCGGAUUCUCCCCGCGGCCGAUAUUUCCAUUUCUUCCUCUCUUUUUGUUUCCUGUUGAGUUUGUCGGGCUCGCCGAGAAGCGAAUUUUUUGUGUCUCCUGGGCGAUCCCGGUCGCAAAGGCGGGAGAUUUCCUCCGGUUCGACCUCCGCUUCUGUUGACGCUGCCGCCGGUGCCGGUGCUGGCUGCUUCUGUCCUGGGCGCUCCGAGCGCUACAGGUCGCCAAGGGGAACCGGAGAUUCGAGCUCUGGGCCCGUCUCAUGGCGUCCAUGGCGCAGGUCGAGGAAAGGGAUGGAUUAGACUCAUCUGGGUUGUCAAUUGACAAAAGGUUGCCGUUGGAUGCUGUCAAAUCUCCUCUGAAGGAUGAUGCAGUGCAACCCAAGGAGGGGAUGGAUGGGUACCCUGUCAAGGUUAGGAAGCCUUACACGAUCACAAAGCAGCGGGAGAAGUGGACGGAGGAAGAGCAUGAGAAGUUCCUGGAGGCACUGAAGCUUUAUGGUCGGUCUUGGCGCCAGAUACAAGAACACAUUGGCACAAAGACUGCUGUCCAGAUUCGGAGCCAUGCUCAGAAGUUUUUCUCCAAGGUGGUGCGCGAACCUGGGGCAAGUAAUGCAAUUGAGAUCCCACCCCCUAGGCCAAAGAGAAAACCACUGCAUCCAUAUCCUCGCAAGUGUGCCGAUUCCAGCACCUUGGCAAAUCCUGCAGUGGGCCAACCAAAGCUUGCCCCUAUAUCAUCGUCGUCUGGUUACAACGUAGAGAAUGGUUCACCUGUGUCUGUGCUAUCUGCAAUGCAGUCGGAUACUUUUGGGUCAUCAGUAUCAAAUCCAUCAACAGGGUGUACGUCCCCUGCAUCAUCAGAUGAUGGGAAUAAUGCCCCUGUGUUGGUGAGUGAAGAGGAAAAUUUACUUACUCAACAAGUUGAGGAUGAUCAGUCCCGUCAGGAAAUGAAGCUGGACAACAGUGAUGGCGACUUAUCUGAAGAGGAUUCAUCGGGAGGAGUGCAAGAAACAAGUUUGAAGCUAUUUGGGAAGACGGUUAUCAUCCCAGACCCAAAGAAAGUUUGCUCCUCGGAUGGGGGCUGCGGAGAUGGUGAGAAAAGCUCCCAACCUUCUAAGCAAGAAGUGUUACAAGCAUCCUCGAUUGGAGGGGUGGCAGCGUACCCUACCCAUAAUGGAUGGCUUCUUCCAUACCAUUCUUUCCAGUUUCAUAUGGGUGAUUCAGGGAAUGCUAGGAUUUCCCCUCUUCAUGUAUGGUGGCCUUACUAUGGUUUCCCGGCCGGCCAUCCAAGAGGAUUUAGUAUGGGGCUGCCUACUGAAGGUACCUGUGAGAGUGAUACCGGCAAGAGCCUUUCAGCUGAAUCUAGUUCAGACUGCCUAGGCAAUGUUCAGACAACGGCCCCUACCAACUGCAAAGUUGUCAAGGAGCCACUUGGGGCAAUUCAGGUGCCAGAGUCAGCUCUAAGUUUUGAGCUGAAACCGAGCACGAAUUCGGCCUUUGCAAGAGUGAAGCCGGGAAGCAGCAGAGAUCAUUCUCUAAGGGGAUUUAUGCCAUAUAAAAGGUGUAAGGUCGAAUAACCCAGCCAGACAUUUCUCUGCAGCUAAUUUUAACUGAGAUUAAUUGUGAACAGUAGAGAGCAGUUGCGCACGCCCCUUGUUCCAGCGUGCGCGCCAUUUUUUUACUUGCAGAGGCAGAGAUUGGCCGUGUAUUUGCAUCAAUUGUUUCCUGUUUGCAGCUUGAUGUAAGAUGCUGCAAGCAGUUGCUGUUACUUGAGCAAAUGUAGACUGAAGAAAGGUUUAGCAGGGAUGCCAAUCUCUGGCCUGUUAUCUUGUUGUAUAAGAGCAACUCUAAAAGUACCUGUAUCUUACCCUCUAAUACCUUUGUAUCUUACCCUCUAAUACCUUUUUAAGAGACCCAUAAUACUUUUUUAGGAGAAAAA